GCAAGACGCGCCUGAUGAAGCCUGGCGGGCCGGCAUCUGGACAUUUUAAGAUGGCUACAAACGUAAGCCUGAACGAAAGUUUCACAGAAGACAGAUGCUCUCGGGCUGACCUUUUGAAAUGGCUGAAUGAAACCCUUCAGAUCAAGUUCUCACAGGUGGAGCAAACAUGUUCAGGUGCGUGCUAUUGUCAGAUAAUGCAUGGGCUGUUUCCUGAAUCCAUUGAUUUGGGAAAAGUGAAAUUUCAAGCGAAGGAGAAGGAAGAUUUUACUCACAACUUCCAGCUUCUGCAGGAGAGCUUUACGAAGACAGAAGUUGAGACGCCUAUUCCUGUGGAGGACAUAAUCAGAGGCAGAUUCAGGCCCACUUUCAACUUUUUGAGGUGGUUCAAGAAGUUCUCAGAGGCCAAUGUUUCAAAGGAGAAGUAUAACCCAAUCAAAGCACGGAAAGGAGAGGGCAUCACUCCUGCAAGACCUUUUGUUAAGUUCUCACAACCAAGUGAUGAAUCAAACAGUCAGGAUGUGACUGUAAUAGAAUCUGACACUGAUGAAGAACCUCAAUCGAAGAGUGCUGGCUCCUACGAUCAGGAGUGGGAGAAGACCUUCGACUGGAUCAAGCCAAGCAGCUUGGGGAGCAACUUCGCCUUCUGCAGUCUUUGUGACAUCAACCUUAGCCUCCAUCAGUCAGGGACAUUUGUGCUCAGGCGACACCAGACUUCGAAAAUCCACAGUAAAAAGAAGAGAGAAUCAUCCAGUGGCAGCAAAGUGGAUUCAUCCGUCCUUUGUAGCGAAGCUCUCGCCAGCUUCAUCCAGACUCUUGACAUCUCAGGCAGCGAGGCACAAAACAGAACGAGGCUCAUUCUCGGACCACGGUAUCCACAGGAUAUCACCACUGCAUGCAAAGAAACGCCUUACUGUUUAUACCUAUAUGGGCAGAUAGCACUGAGCGACAGUCAACAUGCAUUAGUGGCGCUGGUGGGGUUCUUUGAUGACAAGGCAGCAAAGCACAGAAUUCGAUUUUUGGAGGCUCUUCAAAACUCAGGCGAAGGAAUCUCAGGAGAAGCAAUGGUCCGAUUUUUGACCGAGACCUUGAAAAAGUUUGACCUUCCCAGCAAAAACCUCUGCUCUUUUUACAUGGAUGGCUUGGGCGAGUGCUUGAGAGAGAAGGUGGUCGCACAUUUGAAAGAGUUGAACCCAAACAUUGUUGCACUCGGUGGGCUCUACGAUGUUCCAGAUGUUGCGUGUCAUGUGGGUGUGACAGAGCACUUUCGCGACAUCAAGGAACUGCUUCUGAAAAUCCAGUCUUAUUAUACCACUCUGGCCUCUACGGAUGACACCCUCAAAGCACUCUUCACUGGCCUUCCUGAUCUCAGCCUGUCCUUGUCUCCACAGAGCACACCAUGCCAGGUGUUUGCUACUCUCGUCCGCAGGGUUGUUGAGAUGUGGACUGAGCUCAGCUCAUGCUUCAGCACAGAAGGCAGUGGAGAGGGCAACAGCAGUAGAGGUCAGCGAGAGGAGAUUUGUGCCUUGUUCAAACCUGCCAACCUCAGGGUCAAGUUCAUGUUCUUGGAUUUUGCUUUGGAUCCUCUGCGGAGCUUCCAGAAUCGCCUGGAGACGCGGAACGGAGCCGCGCGUGCCGACCUCGUGCAGAUCUUGCGCGAGGCAAGCGGGCUACUGCGGGCCUACGCCUCCAGCUUCUUGCGACCUCAAGCUGUGAUGCGCUACCUCAAGGAGAAAGACGCAGCCGUCCUCCAGAACCCUGAGUUCCACCUCCCCAUCGCAGAGAAAACCUUUGGAGGAGUAUCAGGAGACCUGGAGGAAUAUCUAUUCCGGUAUGAAGUGGAGAUGGCAGAUUAUAUCACAGAGUUCCAGAAAAGCUGCUUGUCCUUUUACAUCACCGUAACGGCGAGCCUGUCGGAGGAUCUUCCUCUCAGCGACGGGGUGCUGCGGAGCAUGUCCCAAAUCCUGAGCCCAGAGGGGAGGCUGAAGGUGUCUGGCAAGGCCAUCGCGGACCUGGCGUCGCAGCUGGGGGUUUGUGCCGCCGAUGACUCAAAGCUCACGGAUGAAUUUUCUCAGUACCAGCUUGGGGAAGAAAAGAACGGCAAGUCCAAGACGGGUGCUGCUAAUGGCACUAAUGGCUGUGGAAACGGACAUAGGGACUCAUUGUCGUCUUCAGUAAUGCUGGAGGAGCAUUGGGGUACUUAUCUGAGGAAGACGGGGGCCACGUCUGUCUUUAGGAAACUGAUGUUGACUCUGCUGGCUCUCCCCUGUCCACCAUUGGAGGCUGAGAAGGUUUUUGCUCAGGCUGCAGCUAGUGUGAAGUCCACACCUACACCCACACCUUCGUCUACACCCAUGCCCAUGGACGACAGCAUGAACAGCGAUUCUGACGUCAUCAAGGUGGAUCUCAUCAGCGACGAGUCUCAGUCAGACAGUCCUGAAGUGACGGCGGUCAGCACACCCACUCUGAGCAAGAAGAAGAAAAGUCCCAAAAAAAAGAAAGAAACGGCAACUAAGCCUACGGUUGAUGAAGACAUCGUUUGGACCAGCACUAAGAAGGGCGACGGUGUUAGGGGCUUACACGGCUGGGACAGCAGCUUGCGUCAGAAGCCCGCUGCCCGUACGCUCUUCCAGGCCGGCACGGGCACCUGGUGCAAGCCUCUAGAGGCGGACGACGUUAAGCACAAGGCUAAGUCAGAAGACAGCUCUCUAAAAGACCCAGAGUCUCCCGAGUCCCCAGCGACGCCGGGAAGAAAUGGCCCAAAGGCGAGCACUCCUUCUGCAAGCCCCAAAACUCCAACUGGGAGGACGAGGAAGCCAAAGCAAUACAAGGAUAAAGACAAUGGCUUCAUGCUGGGUGAGAUGCUGUGGGGUAAAGGUAAAGACUUCUCCUGGUGGCCUGGCAUGGUGGUGGAGUGGAAAGGCUGGAGCGCCCCUGCCCAUAUGAGGAGGGUGGAGUGGUUUGGAGACGGCAUGUUCUCAGAGAUCCACACUGAGAAUCUACUACCAUUUGCGGCCUUUGCCAAGUGUUUCUGCACCAACUCCUACUCCGGCUUGCCAAAAUAUAAAACAGCCAUCUACCAGGCUCUGGAGCUGGCGGGCCAGCGGUGUGAGAAGUCCUUCAUGUCUCCGUCGGGCAGUAAGGAUGAGGAGAUGAAGAACAUGCUGGAGUGGGCCUUCGGAGGCUUCCAGCCCACUGGACCUAAUGGCUUCCUGCCUGCACGCGACGAGAAGCCAAACGAGGCGGAGGCAGACCUGGAUUCAGACUCCUCUACGGCCGAAUACCAGCCCCCGACCAAAAAAGGAAGACCCCCUGGCAAGAAAAAAGUCUACAUGGAGCCACAGAGUCGAGAACACAUCCUCAAGGAGCUGUCUGAUAAGAAGAAAAGCAUUGAAAGUUUCUGUAUAUCCUGUGGAUCAUCUGAGCCUGAGGUUGCACACCCACUGUUUGAGGGAGGCCUUUGUGAGAAGUGCAAGAAAAACUUUACAGAGACCUUGUACAGAUACGACGAGGACGGCUACCAGUCCUAUUGCACAGUGUGCUGCUGGGGCAAUGAGGUGAUACUGUGUAGCAAUGCCAGCUGCUGCAGGUGUUUCUGCAAGGACUGCCUGGAGUUCCUGAUUGGUCCAGGUACGUUUGAUCGUAUGAAGGAGGUUGAGCCGUGGAGCUGCUACAUCUGUGAUCCUGUGGAGAACAACGGCUCCCUACGCCUCAGGCCUGACUGGACCAAACUGGUGCAGGAAUUCUUCGCCGACAGCAGCGCUCUCCAAUUUGAACCCCAUCGACUGUAUCCACCAGUCCCUGCCCAUCAGCGCCGGCCAAUCAGAGUCCUGUCUCUAUUUGAUGGUAUUGCCACAGGCUACCAGGUGCUGAAGGAACUCGGCCUUCAGAUUGAGCUAUACGUUGCUGCAGAGAUCUGUGAGGACGCCAUUGCAGUGGGUGCCAUUCAGCACGAGGGACACAUCAAGUACAUCAUGGAUGCACGCAGUAUCACACGCAAGCAUUUGGCUGAAUGGGGACAAUUUGAUCUGCUGAUUGGUGCAAGCCCAACCCAUGACCUGUGCAUGGCCAACGUUACACGCAAAGGAGUGUUUGAGGGCACAGGCAGGCUGUUUUUCGAGUACUACCGCAUGCUGACGAUGUUGAGACCGAGGGAAGAUGAUGACCGGCCCUUUUUCCACCUCUUUGAGAGCGUGGUGUCCAUGAGCAACAACGACAAGACUGACAUCAGCCGAUUUCUUGAGUGCAACCCCGUCAUGCUUGAUGCCGUCGCUGUUACUCCGGUUCACAGGGCUCGAUAUUUCUGGGGAAACCUGCCAGCAAUGAACAGGCGAAUGGUUCCCUCAGAAAACGACCGCAUUAACCUGCAGGACUGCCUUGAGAUUAAGCGAAUAGCCAAGACUGCCAAACUGAAGAACAUCACUUCAAAAGUCGCAACACGGGGGAAGUUAACGGGUCUCAUGCCAGUCACUAUGAAUGGAGAGGAUGAUCACCUGUGGGCAACUGAACUGGAGAAGGUGUUUGGAUUCCCGAAGCAUUAUACGGACGUGGCCAACAUGGGCCGUGCGAGACGACAGCAGCUCCUGGGGAAAGCGUGGAGCGUCCCUGUGGUCCGCCAUCUUCUUUCUCCACUCAAAGACUAUUUCCUGUGUAAAGACUAAAGGACUAAAACAAGGACUGUGCCUUGCUUUAAAGGCCUUCACAACCAAACUGACUAUGGAAACAGGCCGAUGAACGGGCUAAAACGAAACACCAGCAUUUUAACCACAGCAAUCAGCAUUGCCAACAGGUCAAGAACUGUGUGCCUUGCUUUUAAGGACCUUCACAAGCAGAACACAUCCAACAAACAAGCAGGGAAACAUUCAGGCACAUGGAUCACAACUAGCACCAGCAUUUUAACUACAGCGUCAGCAUUGGCAACAUGAGAGUGGCCGGAGUAAAAUAAGAACUGUGUGCUUCUGCCUUGCUUUAAGGCCUUCACAAGCAGAGCAUGGCCAACAAACAAGCAAGGAAACAGACAGACAACAUUUGGACCACAACAAAUACCGGCAUUUUAACUGCAGCCAACAUGGCAGGUGCUACACUGCCAACAUGGCAGAAGCAGUGUGUCAGGGGUCAUGGAUUAAAGCCAGAGGUGUCAAAAGUAUAAGUAAAAAACGCACUGAAAAAAGAAACACUGUUUUUCCAACCCAGGUGACUUAUCUGAGUAACCAGUGCUAGUCUUAUGAUCAGCUGACUCUAUGCUGAUAGGAUCGCAUUUGUGGUGCGUUCUUGUUAGGUUUUUAGUGUUUUUCAGUAACAAUACAGUCUAUCUACCUCAUUGGGUACAAACAGAGUUAAUGGUGUAUCAGCUAUGUAAAAUCAUGUGCUGGUGUUGUACUUACACCAUAAAUGUACUUUUACUUUUGACACCUCUGAUUAAAGCGAUGGUGAAACUCAGCCUUGCCUACUCAGGGAGGAGGUCGAGGUUUCAUCAUCCUUCAACUGGCACUUUUUAAUAUUUUUUUUACAAUGAGAUUUUAACAAAGGUAUUUGCUUUUCUUACUUCUCUUACUUUUUUUAGGGUUUACUUUGUUCAUGGAUGGUGAUUGAUGAACUGUGUAAAAAGGGACCACUUUCAUUAGCUUCAGUAGGCUGUAAUAAUGACAUGAAAAAAACAGCCAUGGACAUAUUGAAAUGAAUACAAAUACCGUUUUACUUUGUUUACAUUUGUAUGGCAAUUUUGAAAGACUUAUGUGAAGAUGCUACCUCCACCAGUCCAGUUCUAAUAAGGUUUGUUUCGUUGUAACAAAUUAUGAUAUUAUUUCCUAAUUUUAUUAAUUGACAAUUUGAAUAAUUUUAAAAGAACUUUUGAACUGUAGAUAAAUAAUUUUAUUAAUGUCACUUUAGCCAAUUUCAUGACUUCACUAUUUUUAACAUUUUUAGGCUCAUUUUGUAUGCAUGAUACAAAUGCCUUUCUCUGCCUUGUUUGUGACAGUAUGCUGUCCAAUUCCACCCACACAGCCACCAUUUGCACAUCUAGACUGUACAUGAUCAGAUCUUUUUUAAUUAUUUCUCCAGACAUUGUAAUUUAUCUGUAAUAUUUAUAUAACCUCA
Engraulis encrasicolus (European anchovy) is the source of this 6093-nucleotide messenger RNA. RefSeq names its product DNA (cytosine-5-)-methyltransferase 3 beta, duplicate a (gene dnmt3ba). NCBI's taxonomy places the organism in Eukaryota, Metazoa, Chordata, Actinopteri, Clupeiformes, Engraulidae. Gene Ontology annotation, cellular component: nucleus. The coding region runs from base 15 to 4658 and encodes 1547 amino acids. The transcript has 25 exons. Gene Ontology annotation, molecular function: DNA (cytosine-5-)-methyltransferase activity, acting on CpG substrates; DNA binding; protein binding. The record is from RefSeq and is a predicted model, not a curated record. Gene Ontology annotation, biological process: negative regulation of transcription by RNA polymerase II.